UUCACACUGGAAAGCAGCUAAGGCCGUAAGUAAAAGCAAGAAAAAGCAAGAUGAAACUGGUUUAGAGGUUGCUUGCUGUCGGCACAGUAUUGCACAAGCAGCAGUUAAUAUGUUUCGAGGAGAAAUAUAUGGAUAUGCACACUACUUGCAUACUCAGUACCUUUUACCAAGGCAUGUCAAAUUUCUUUGGCAAGAUGUGAUUUGUCUGUACUGGCCAUGGGCAGUGUCAAACACACCUCGUCGUCUUCUCAAGGCUCUUGAUAUGGCACCUGCACUAUCUGUAAUGCAUGGUAAAUCUCAUUCUUGGAACUGCCAGUUCACAUGGGGUGGCAGGUGGCAAGACGGCGCUGCAAAUGGUACUGGAGAAGAAGCUGAGCAAGUCAACAGCUAUAUUUCUCGCCUUGGCUCUACUACGAAGCGGAUGUCAGCAGCAGGGCGUGAAGAAGCUCUUACGGAGCAUGUUUUGGGAUGGAAUAAACGAAAAGUCUUGAACAUGCCUAAAUACCUCAGGAUGCGUUACGCUAAGACAGCAAAAACACUAAAAGAAAAACAAAAAGAAUUAGAGGAAACUCUUGUGGAUUUUGGCCUACAGGGAAAGGAAGAAAAAGAGAUUUUAGAGUGGAAAUCGACUGUUGAAAACUUUGCGAGAGCGGAUGGUAAAAGCGAACAAGAAUACGGGGACGCCGAAAACUAUUUUAUACUGUAUCAUCAAAUUCGUGACGCAACAUUAUUAAAAUCAUUCGUGGAAGGAGGGGAUCGACAAACACGCGACUUGCUUGGAAAUGUUGAAUUGCACAGUACAGUGGAGUCAAAGACAUCACAACUGUGUAGUUUGCAGCAGCAGUUAAGCAAAAUAAAAGAAAAGUUCCAGCAAGUAUCCGAAGAGAAGCUUCUUGAAAAAGGGAAAGAAGAGUUGAUACUGAAGUCGAUCUUAAAAUUGCAAAGGAAAGCAGAGAUUAUAUAUUUUUCAAUACAACGGAGAGCACGUGAUAUAUCUAAAGUGGCUGAUCGAUCUAAAAUGAGAUCAAGCAUGAGAAAGAAAAUGAGCAAUGAAAGAAAGAAUUUAAAAGCAGUUGUAGAUAAGUUAAAUGCAUUUGGUCGAUCAAGUGUUUCACUUGAAGAAGUCUUGGAAGGUGAUUUCCCUUGGUCAGACAGUGAUAAAGAGAAGGCAUUUGACUCGAUUCCUAUUCGUACCAAGGCAAGUAUUGUGGACAAAUUUGUGGCUGUGCAACGUUUAACGGAAGAACAAGAUUUGUUGAUUGGAGAAAUGGUGAAUUUUAUGGCAUAUUACCGAGACAAUGUCUUGAGUGAACUGGACACUCAGCAGAAAGGGAUAAAAGAAAUGAUUGAGAGUAUAUUAAAUCCUGAUUUGAUUGAAGAGGAAAGGGUCGCACAAGGACUUCCUGAAAUAGAUGUGAAGCGGUACCAAAUUAGAAGAGAAACGAUCUCAACUUUAAAGGGAAAACUUGCCAUGUGCAAUGCAGGGACUUGGUUUGCGAAGCUACAACUUCAAAAUGGAAUGAGAAACUUCCGAGACUUAGAAAACGUAGAGCUGCAACAAUAUGAAGAUGUUGAUGCGGAAGAAGAAGCAGAAGUUUCCGAGGGUGAAUCGUCGUCCGACGACGAAGAAAAUAAAAUGGACGAAUAAAUAAAAUUGACCAAUACUUUCCUGAGAAAUUAUAUUCAAUGUAUGUAUAUAACAAUUUUAGAAGCUUCCGUGAA
This is a messenger RNA of Dendronephthya gigantea, 1722 nucleotides long. RefSeq lists its product as uncharacterized. Bases 110 to 1648 code for a protein of 512 amino acids. The transcript has 9 exons. NCBI's taxonomy places the organism in Eukaryota, Metazoa, Cnidaria, Anthozoa, Malacalcyonacea, Nephtheidae. The record is from RefSeq and is a predicted model, not a curated record.